GCGACGUUACGAAAACAAACGCACACGCCUUGUUCACCCUGACAGCGGUUACCAAACACUCGAAUUUACUGUGGCUGGAAAGCUGCGCUUGGCUCUGUUUUGUCCUUGGGAGAGGAGAUUUGGAUCAUCAGUCAUGCUGAAAGCUAUGGGACAAGUUUUGUUCUCAUCUGGACUGCAGAAUCCAAAAUUCACAGCAGAGGAGACAAAGGGACAGGACUAUGAAAUCCGCACCUACCAUGCCACUAAGUGGGUGAGCACCUCUGUGAGCGGGAUGCAGCUGGAUGCAGCCAUGAGUACUGGCUUCCGCAGACUCUUCAACUACAUCCAAGGCAACAAUAAAAACAAGGCCAAAGUGGAGAUGACAGCCCCAGUGACAUGCCACGUGAACCCCGGAGCCGGCCCUGCGUGUGAAUCUCAGUUCACCGUAUCCUUCUACAUCCCAGAGGAGCAUCAAGCCAAUCCGCCGGAGCCGAACGAGGCUGAGGUGUUUAUAGAGGACAGGAAGGAGCUGACGGUGUAUGUCAGGACACAUGGUGGUUUUUCCAAUGAGAAUAUGAAGCGUGAAGAGCUCCUGAAACUUAUGGAAAGUCUGAAGCGGGAUGGCAUCCAAUAUAUGGAGAAGCCAUACUACGUAGCCGGCUAUGACAGCCCCUUCAAACUGACCAACCGCAGGAACGAGGUCUGGGUCCUCAAAAAGGAAGAGGAGCAGUAGGAAAUUCCUGGGCCAUGUCCUGUCCUAACAAAAUAAUAGUGAUCGGGAUUUAAACAUGAUAAUUUUUUACAUUUCAGUUUGACAAAAAAAAGUUAGCUGUACUACUUCCACUAACAGUUACUGAUUUAGACUCACUAGAAAACUUGAUAAGGAGACCAAAUAAAUGACUGCUAGAGUUCCAACAGGUUGUUGUUUAACAAGUAAGGGAUAAAAUGGCCACAGUGAAGAAAAAUAUCUCCAGCAGGUGGAGCCAAGUAGUCAGAAAAUGUUUCUUGUGGUAACACAAAACCCACAAGUGCCUCUUAAUUUUUUAUUUUUUUACAUGAAUGACACAUUGAAAAUAACAUUAAUUUUAGGCAUUUGUUUGCACACGUUCCUAACCACCUUUUUCACAGCAGAUGUUUUGGUUCGAUAGGGCAGGGCGGCACACAUGUAACUGAUAACAUUCACCAGUUGAGCCUGUUCCAAGGUGCCGGCGUAUGCUGGCUCACUGUAAUGACUUAGCCUGGGAGCACACUGCGUACCUUCCCUGUUUGCGAUGGUCACGAAGCUUUUUGCUUUCCAUAUAAACUCCUACAUUAACAGGUGGAGAGCAGCCACACGGUCAGUCAUGAGCUACGUGACUCAGGUGAGGCUGAUGAGAGGCGGGUGCGAUUUGGUGUGUCAUCGGAUUUUUCUGUAUGAUGCGUGCAGCUUUCAGCAAAUUGUACUGACACCAUAACAGUAUACCCUUCUACUUCGGUUUCAUUGGCUACGCUCUAAAUAGGUCACAGACAUGCAAAAAUGAACCAAAAGAUAUAUUUAUUUAAACAAUUCUUCAAUUGCAUGUAAAUAAGGGAGGAGUAACAGUCAUAUUUCUGUCCCUCUCUGGUCUGGCAGGAGCAGUAAGGUUCAGCCCUCACACACAGGUGGAGUCUGUAGUAGUCUGUGCCUCAGGCCUUACUGGGACACUUGAUGGAAAUGAAUAAUCACUCGUCAUGAAUCACAUUAGUUUCAGCUGCUUUUUCCUGCAACAUCAAGUCGAACAUUUUGCUGUGAAAAAGGUCCAAAUAACGUGUCAAAUAAGUUCUUGUUUACACCCACAUCUUCCUGUGACUGGACUGUCUGCGGGAAAUGAAGAAGAAAAAGGAAACGUUCAUAUUUGGUUUUCAAGUCAGUCUGAAAAUAAUACCAGUGCCUUUAUGUACAUUAAAAUACUGCAAUAGUUUGUUUGUCCAUACUGACUGCAUACGGGACAAACCCAGUCAUCCCUGUGUGUGAAAGAGUUACACAAUCCAUCAGUUAAACCAGCUAAUCUACACAAAAAUUAUCAGAGUGCAGAGGCCUCGUAUUGGUUUUUGAACUUUGGAGUAUAAUAUUUGCACUAACCAGGAUCUUAGUCUCCUGGCACUUAAUCAUGUUCGAUAGGAAUCUCAUCAAAUCCCUUAUGACCGGAGGGAUCAAGUGCAACAAUUUUAAUGUUUGCACACAUAAACUGGAGAAAUUUUUUUUUUUUUAAGUUUGUAGGUCAGCUGCACAAUUUAGCAGGUUUUUGUUGUCAGUCAGCUUUGGCACUGGAAGGUGACUCUGCCUGGCAGACGGCCAAGUGUCGGUAAAUCUCUGUUUAUCUGUUCUCAGGCCUCACUUACUGCCACUGCUAUCACAUCUGCAUCCAUUAUGAUGAAUGACUGGGCCUGUCACAUCACACGUUUCUCAUGUUGUCAUUUGUGUUGAUGAAUAUGAGUGUGUAUUUAACCAGCUGUGUGCACAAUUGCUCAGACUGACUAUUUUUUUUUAUCCUGGUGGGUUUAAGAUGGGCACAGGAACACAUAAGAGCUAAUAUAAAUGUGCCUUUUUAAGCUUUUUAUGUUCAUAUAAUCAUGGUGUAGUUCAACUUUCUUCAUAGUACUUGGAUAAAGGAUGAGGGCAUAAGCACUGCAAUAUGAAUAAUGGGAAAUUUUCUUGCCUCUGAAUGAGUUUAAAGAAUGUAAAAUGUUUUAUCUAACCAAUAACUCAGGAUUAAAUCAUUAUUCUGGUAACUUA
Archocentrus centrarchus (flier cichlid) is the source of this 2734-nucleotide messenger RNA. It is a transcript of the gene hebp2, whose product is annotated as heme binding protein 2. Gene Ontology annotation, cellular component: cytoplasm. Gene Ontology annotation, molecular function: heme binding. The transcript is spliced from 5 exons. Lineage: Eukaryota; Metazoa; Chordata; Actinopteri; Cichliformes; Cichlidae. The record is from RefSeq and is a predicted model, not a curated record. Bases 134 to 712 code for a protein of 192 amino acids.